AUGGCAGAAGGGGGCUGUGCAAAGAACGAAGAGGAGGAAGCCACUGGCUCGGAGGAGGAUCUGGGUUCGUCUCGUGGCAGCGGCGUGUGUAAAUGGUUCAACGUCCGGAUGGGUUUCGGGUUCCUGUCCAUGACCAACAUAGAUGGGACACCGCUCGAGGAGACUCUCGAUGUUUUCGUUCAUCAGAGCAAGCUACACAUGGAGGGCUUCCGUAGCCUGAAGGAGGGCGAGGCGGUGGAGUUUACCUUCAAGAAGUCGUCUAAAGGCCUAGAGUCUGUCACGGUGACGGGGCCAGGGGGAGCACAGUGUGUGGGCAGUGAGAAGAGGCCUAAGGGGCAACAGAAACGACGCUCCAAGGGGGACAGAUGCUACAACUGUGGAGGACCUGACCACCAUGCCAAAGAAUGCCAGCUACCUCCUCAGCCCAAGAAGUGCCAUUUUUGCCAGAGCAUCAGUCACAUGGUGGCCAACUGUCCAAUCAAAGCACAGCAGUCCUCCCCUGGCGCUCAGGGAACAGCAUUGUCACUGAGGGACGAGGAAGAGGAGCAGAGCCAUGCCCCCUUUCCACCCCAGGGAGAGCUAUGAUUGAUCGAUUCAGGGAUUCAUCCAAUCAAAAGGUUUCAUUGGAGUGCUGCUUUUGGAACUACAUCAGGAUGUCUUUAUUUAUCGCACAAACAGCAAGAAAUGUGUACUUUUAUUGAUGUGAUAGUUGAGAUUGAGAUUUAGCUCAGUGUUUUAAUUGUAUUUUCCCUGCUGCAGCUAAAUAAGAGGUAGCCUAUGUGGAUUUUCCUGGAGAUGAUUGUGAGUGCUCUGCUCUCUCACUGUAUAACAUGUUUUCCCAAAAAGCUUUUGUUAGAAAAAGGUAAAGGAAAUAGAAUCAUACAAGUGAAUGUACAGAUAUAGGUGUCCUGACUCUAAGACUGUUUCAUGGACAAAAAGGAGUGUGUCUUUCUGCGGCCAAGUGAAUGUUUGAACCCUUUCUGCUGUAUGAAUGUUGGUACACCAUGGUUGCCGAUUGGACUGUGUACAAUACAGCUUGUCAUAAGUGCCAUAGCCUGUUCAUUUGUCCCAUGGGUGGUUGGAUGUGGCUCCCUCCCUUACAAAGCCUUGACUCAAGGCUAAAUGCGAGACCAGCAUUGAUUGUAUGACAGUCUGUCUGCCUGUCUGUCCCACAGUUUAUGCUAUGGAUGUAAACAUGGCUUUCUAACAUAUUCUACAUAUCAGGGGUGUUCUAAUACACUGCCCAAAUACAUGACUUGUUUCUCAUUGUCUCGUUGUACUUGAAAACUAUUUAGAAAGCCAAAGGUAUUACAUGUUCUUUCUUGGAUGGACCUGAGCAUUAUUUUUUUUCUUUAAGGACAUAUUUUCAUGAUUGAGUGUUAGGAUAAAGGGACUCAAGUGUUGAAUAAGAUGGUUAUAGGUUUAGUAUCUACUCCU
Messenger RNA from Oncorhynchus kisutch (coho salmon), 1437 nucleotides. Its product is annotated as protein lin-28 homolog A-like. Gene Ontology annotation, cellular component: cytoplasm; nucleus. The transcript has 4 exons. Gene Ontology annotation, molecular function: zinc ion binding; mRNA binding. The coding region runs from base 1 to 585 and encodes 194 amino acids. Gene Ontology annotation, biological process: pre-miRNA processing. The record is from RefSeq and is a predicted model, not a curated record. Lineage: Eukaryota; Metazoa; Chordata; Actinopteri; Salmoniformes; Salmonidae.